Messenger RNA from Heterobilharzia americana, 7770 nucleotides. The record is from the annotation of a GenBank genome assembly. Lineage: Eukaryota; Metazoa; Platyhelminthes; Trematoda; Strigeidida; Schistosomatidae.
AUGCCUAAAAGUGCUAGAAAUGUCAAGAGUAAAACCCCACGAGCUUCUCUUGCUCAGACAGACUGGGGAUGCAGACUUAGUGACCUCAUCUUAGAUGACGAUGAAUGGAAAAUGUCACUUUCCAUUAUUUCACCUUCAAUAUUAGUGGAAAGUGAAAUUAUAUCUAUACUAGCUGCAGCUGUUAACAACGGACAGAGAAGAAGAUUCACGGUUAUAACAUAUGAGGAUAUACUGAGUCAAAUUGCGGCGCUAUGUAAAAUUAAAAAUACAAAAGAGGCACCAGAAUUCUGUGAAAUUUGCCACGUCGCUAAAAGUUAUUUAGAUUCUACGGGUGUCCUGAACUCACAAAUACUAUCUAAAUUGCUGAAAUUCAUGUUUAACAACCUCAGAGUUCAGGAUAUUAAGCAACAAUCUGCCAAGAAAAAUUCUGUUCAAAAACCCAGUCGACCGGAUGAAACAAAAAAGAAGGAGAACCCAAAAGAUAAGAAGUCUGGAGUCAAAAACACAAAACUGCCAGAACCUCCGGUUGAUAAAGAGAAAAGUAAACUUUAUAAACGUGGUGAAGAAAUCCCGGAAGAUAAAUAUCUCGGUGAUGAACCAGCUAAUGGAAUUUGUCGAUACAUUCUUCUUGUUAACUUUGAAAAACUUGGACUUUUGGAAGAGUUAUGCCAUCUUCAGAUAGAUGUUCACAGUAUUAUACGUUUACAUGUAAAUGACCAAAAACAACUUCAAAUACUAAUUACUAAACAGAAGGCUGAAAAAAUGUGGGGUUCAAAAGGAUCUGAACAAGAUUUGGAGCAAAUGAGAUCUGAACAAGAGGCUAUAAUAUCAGCAGAAGAACAUUUAAGACAGUAUUGGCGUACAACUAGUAUUUUAAUGCGAGAUCAUGUAUACGAUCGUCUGGGCAAUAUUGCAACUUUAGAUUAUAAUGUUAAAACAGAAUUACUUCCUGAUGAUUUGAAUGGAACAGAAAACAGGGCAUCAUUUGGAGUUGUAAUGUUCAACGAGAUUGCCACUAUUCUGUAUGAUCUCAUUGACUUUAGACGCCAGUGGCAAAAUUAUUUACAGCAUAUCAAAGUCAUACAACUGCCUAUGUGCCCUCCAUUGUUAGAUGAAAAUUAUCUAUCAAGUCAAAGUCAGUUGACGAAGUUACUUAAACCGAUAAGGAAUUCGAUGCAAGCCAUCGCGGAUAAGAGUCUAUUAAAGGCUGAAGAGUGUGGUGAUAAUUCAACGGAAGACUUUUUGGAUAUGAAAUUUUACAACGAAGUACUUCAAGGUUUACCAAUUGAAAAUACAAGUGUUGAGUUGAUACUUCACGCCGUAAUAGAACAGGUUUACGCUAUAGAAAAAGGAAUUUUACCAAAGAAUGUAUCAAUUGAUGAAAAAGCUAGGAAUGAAGGAAUUGAUCCCCAUAUUGCCAGAAAUAUUGCCAAUGAAGUAGAUAAACUAGUUUUAACUGAAGUAGAGAGAACUAAAUUAAGCGAAGAAAUAUCACUUCAUGAAAAAUCAACAAAAUCGCCUUUGAAUACAUCUCCCUCUGUCAUUCUGCAUCCUUAUGAUGAAAAUCAAUACAAACAGCUACUUAAUGCAAAUAAAGUUGAUAACUGUGAAGCACUUAUGAAGUCUGAGAUGGAUUUGUUUGCCCAGUCACUUCCAAAUAUAUUCAGUCACGAAGUCGAAGGGAAAAAUGAACGUGCAGUAACUUCAGAACUACAAAAAAAUAUAACUCAGAUGAAGGAAGUGAGAUUCAAUCAAAUUCUACAGUUUGCUGAAAAGUUUGGCUUCACUGCAGAAGAAUUUAAGCACUACUUCAGCAAACUUCAACUGGAGACCUUAAAGGUUUGGAAACUAUACUCAUCAAAGAAGAAAUUUCAACAAUCUUUAAAAGUAAUCCAGCCACUAGGAUCUUCAUGUGGAACUUUGGUGGAGAAUUCAAUCAGUGUUUCAUUAAAUGGUAAUGGAAAAAAAAGCAACAAUCAAAUGAUGCUUGAAGCAAUUCCAUUGGACGAUCCUUACUUACUGUAUGGAAGUUUGUCGACUUUGUUCGCUAAAAUUGAAUUUGAAAUAAAUCGACUACUGAAGUUGUCUCUCGAAGCGAAUAAUAGCAAAAAUCAACAAAACUCUUCGUCUACUUCCUUAUCAAUUCAAUCUACAUCACCUACAUUAUUUGCAAAGAAGCGCAGCCAAUCCCUGUCAUCAGCAUCAUCUUCAACUAACCGAAGAUCACCAGCAUCAUCCAGACUGAGUAACAGUACCAGAACAAGCGAGAAAGACAAUGAAACACAUACAUCACAUACAUCCAUUGAAACAGUAACUCGAUCAAAAUCAACUAGUGGUCGACGAAGUUCAUCAGCUGUUCGCUUUGAUUUAUCAUGUACAGAUAAUAAAAGAACAAAUCUUGAAAAUAAAGAUCAAAAGAAUGAAUAUAACAAAUUGACUAUAUUGGCUCAAGAGCUACAGGAAAUAAUAAAACAACUAAAAUCGACCAAUCAGAUAAUGAUGACAUCUGAUAAAGGGAAACAAAAACUCAGUUCGAAUGGUUCAUAUGAAACAUGUACAGUAGUAUCAGAAAGUUUCCGUGCAUCAUUAGAGAAGGUGAGAAAUAUCCAUUUGGAUGAGUGGUCCGUAGAAGAGAAAUUAAAGCCGCAUACAUUAUUACAGCGACUUCACAGUUUGAAUUAUGAAAGGCCUUAUUUGGAUGUCUAUAAACGACGUUAUGAUGAAAGUUUGUUCAUCGUCUGUCAUCAUCCAUUCGAUCGAUCCAUCCGUUCAAAUCACAUUACGUGGUCUAGUUGGUUUCAUGUUAACAAGAUAGGCUUUCGACCAUAUCUACAAUUGAUUGAAUCGCAUAUUAGAAAUUGGACACGAGAACAAGAGGCAAUCUAUGAAGCGGCUAAGCUGAGUUCUGAAAUUCUACAAGCAGAUGACAACGGUAAGACUUCAACUGAAGUGACCCAGUCAAAACAAAGUAAGAAAUCUCCUAAAUCUCAGAAAGCUGUUAAAUCAAAACGUACACGUUCGGCUAGUGGAUCAGAAUCAGAUACAAGUACAAUACAAGGCGAAACAAAGUCUUUGCUAGGUGAUCCUAAUGAGUUUAUCUUACCUGGAUCACUCAAAGCUUUACAGAGAGAACAGGAAGUGAUUAGGCUUAAAAAGGAAGCUGAAGAACGCCAGAAAGAAGAAAAACGUGCUAAGUCGGCUAAAAAGCAAGCUGAAAAGGAAUCUAUGCACAAUCAGAAAAAAGAAUCACCAGGCAGGCAUGGUAAAUCACCACGUUCCAAGUCACCGAUGGAGAAGAAAGAUCCGGAUAAUAACAUAAAUAACUUGCUGCAGUUAAAAAUUGGUGAAAAUAGUCCAGAAUUUUGGCCAUUUGUGGGCUAUGAUGUUUCCAACUUAUUACCGCAUUUAACUGGAGAAGUUACCCACAUGUUUCCAACUGAUGGAGGCACAAUUAAAACGCAAAGAAGUGAAAUACCGACAGGGGAAGCGAAUUUACGUGUUAGUCUGAUAAAAGAUGGACAUGUAUUCACAAUCCACAAAAAUGAUGGUCCUCCUGAACCGAAUAUUCCGUAUGAAAACCCAAAUGAAAUUGAUUUUGGUAACCGAGAAAACGAGAAUGGUGCAGUGGACUUAGGAUCAACUGGUAUCAUACAAGAAGGCUGUGAUAAUCAUGACAGCUUCAAAAAUCCUUCAUUGCCAGAGUUGUUUAGCUCAGUUACUGCUUGCUUUUCCGAUGGCAUCUGUCUAGCUGUAUCGAGGAUAAAUAAUCUGAGCCUACAAUCAACGCCACAUUCUGAAAGGGAACCAAACCAGUUCAGUUUUCCACAUAGAAAUAACAAAACAAACGACAAUAAUAGCAAUACCAUUACUAACAAUAAUGAUAAUAACAAAGAAGUUAACCUUAUGCACAUAGAAGGUGGCGAAGGUGCACAAGUAACUCCGUUUAAACAGUUUAUACACUUGUCUACACCCGAUGGAGCACAAGUGUCUAUUUAUCAUCAAAUUAGUCAACUUUCAAACCCCCUUAUUAAUGACUGUGUGAAAACAAAUAUACCCUUAGAAGAAGUUGAAAGUAACCAAAACGAUGAAUGUAAGACAACAGAAGAACAAAAUAAAGAUCAGUUUAUGAAGUUGCUUCAUGGGACACUAUUGAAAUUACAUCCACCAACUAAUGAUGGCGUCAAUGUAAACUCUUCAAAGAUGAAGUCUGAUAGGGAAUAUGAAUUAACACGUUUUAUCACAUCGGAUGGCAUAGUUAUACAGGUUUUAAUGCCUGGUUGUACAUCAUCUGCUUCACAUGCCUUCAAGAUUUUGUAUCCUGAUGGAGCAAUUAUGGAACGUGGCACAGCUGUCUCUGAAGAACUGAGACGAAAAGAAAAUCCAAGUUUCACUUCUGACAGUUUACAUGAAGAACAGGACGUUGGUAUCCAGCCAGAAAUUGCAAUGCCAAACACACUGCCAGUUAAUCCAGCUCAAUCAACCAAAGCAUCUGCUAAGAAAAAGAGUGCUAAAAAGAGGGUAGAAGAAAAGAAGAAUGAAGACGAUGUUCGAAACGACCCAGUGUUAGCUGUAACAGAAGCUGCAACGUUUAUCACUCCAUCUUGCACAUCAAGAUCAACAAUUGAUGAUCCAGAUGAAAAUUUACCUUGGCUCGUUACACUUUUGUCUGGCGAGCGCUUUUGGUUCAAACCAAUCAAACCUAAACACCAUGUCAGGAAGUCAAGUGGGAACGCAUCUACUACAAAUACAUCAGAGCGUAUAUCACAGGAAUCCAUUGUCGUGGAUACACCUAGUUCGAAAAGCACUAGUGAUACAAUGAUGUAUGAAACAUUUCCAGGUACGUCAAUGGAAUCAUUUCGGGCUUAUGAUCCUGCAACUGGUGAGACUUUGUAUACACGUCCAGCAGAUGGUUUGAUUGCUGUCGAACCUCACCCAGAUAGUCCGCUCAAACUGAUUGUACAACAUUCAGAUGGUACACGUAUAACACAACUUUUAUUAGCAUAUGAAAAUGAAAAAGUGGCUGCUACACAGAAUUCUGAACUUGUACAAACUAAUCUGAAGAAACCACAAAUAUUCAUUCGUACAGAAUGCGUUGGAUUUCCAGCUGUAGUUCUGAAUAGAUCGACUGGAGAGUUUGAGAUAUCACUAUUUGGUAAAAGUCAGUUUUCUUCUACAUUUCAUUCUAGUCCAUCAGGCCAUCAUGUAUUACAGCAUUUCAAUGGAGGUCAACUAAAUAUAAAUCCUGAUAGUUCUGUCUAUUACACUAUUGAUAACUGGGCAAACUGUAAUGUCCUUUUAACCGUUAGUGAUCCAAAGCAUCUAGCGGAAGAAAUGAAUUCUGAGUCAAAUCAAACCAAUUCAGCUGAGCCGACAACUGAUAGUGAACAUCUAAUUCGAGAAUCACUGCAAUCCAAUUCACUGGGUAAAGGGAAUGUAGACAAUGAAGAUGAGAUAGUCGGAUCACACACUGAAGAAAUAACCGAUAGUUCUUGCUGCUUACAUGAUGAACAUAUACCUAGAUUAUUUUAUUUCGAUCCUAAAAGGCGACUAGUUAGUGAAUUGAUGCACUGCAAAGAAUUCGACUGUUUACUACAAAAAGCGCAUAUUAUUCAGUCUCCUCAUCACAAGGUAACCGCAUUGCCAAUAUACGAGAAGCUGGCCUAUAUGAAUAUGAAAAAGCAAAAGUUAAUUUCGACGGACACUAUUACGGCUUCAAACGAAGCAUUGUUCAUGAGAGAAGCAAUGCAGAAUAAUCCGAAGAUCUAUGGUUUAACACUUAUGCAACCAAUUAGUACGAGCGAAACAGGCAAAUACUAUGUUCAAGAAAAUAUUAUUCCAGAAGGUUUAAGCAGUCAUGACUUUCAGACUUUAACAAAUCCAUUGGAAUUAAAAGUGAACUCGGAUAUGCCAAGGUUAGGUGAAAGAGCUGGCAAAGGAUUAGAUAUCAUAUCACCUUCCUUGGAGUAUCUUGGUUUAAAACUUCCAGAGACAAAUGUCACUCUGUUGCCAGUGCAAAAAAGCAAGUUAGUAAAACGUGACAGGCAGAAACUAGGUGCCUGCCAGCAACCGCUUCACGUAAAUGUCAGACAGUUCACACAAUUUCCAGUAAUCACACCAGAUAUUACUCACCGUAUUUUAGGUGUUUUAUGCGCUUAUACAGAACACUUCCUCAAUCGUUUGAAUGAGUGGUGCAAUCAGCAACCAACCAGAUCAUCACAGGUGAUGCAAUCUGAGCUAAGAUUAUUUUAUGAUCCAAUAUCAACGUUGACAGAUGUAUUAUCUCGAGAAAAACAAACUGCAGAUCAGUUAGAGAUCGAUAAUAUUACAAAUGCAUCCAGUUCUCCUAGUCAACAAACUGUUAUCAGUCAAGAAAUUCCUCAAUCUGCAUAUCAAAUUUCCCCUGCUAGACAAGCUGCUUUCGAGACUUUACGUCAGGAGAUUGAAAAGGCAAUGAGGGAUAGAGCAGCACUGAGAAGUACGCAUAUUCCUAACUACUUCCGAUCAAAAGAAGGAAUUGGAUUUCUUUUGUCACAAGUUCCUGAUGUUAAAAAAUUGGCUAAAUUUGUGCCAGAACUGAAUAAUUCAGAUGAAAGCGUUGCGAAAAAUGAGAAAUCCACUUUAACAGAGCAAUCAGUUCCAACAAUCUGCGAUUCACCACCAAAAAUAGCAAGUCCGUUAAUGAGAUCAUUAGAUGCUGGAACAGUGUUGACAACUAGGACGAUGACAACAACAAGAAUCAACAAAGAUAACCUUGAUGGAUUAAUUAUGAGUCGAACAAAUGAAAAUGACAACAAAGAUAACUUUAGAAAACAAAUGACAUGCAGUGAUUCAUUUAACGAAAUAAAAAAGCUGCCAACAAGAAAUUUAGAAAAAGCCUGUUUCUAUUAUUAUGAAGUUGAUCAGUCGGAGAUUGAAAUGAAAGAUCGUCGUGUUUCUCAUGUGCCCUUGGAUGCUGUUGCUCUGGCCAAGCAGAAGAGGAUUCGAGUACCAAAAUAUUUGUAUGCUAAACGACCAAGUUUAGGAAAAUUUGUUGACCAUUCAGGUAGACUUCAUUGUUCGACAGAUUUAAAUAUUCGACAAGCUAUGGUUGAAGAUCCUGUGCGUCGUCGAUCUCUGUUCACUAGCAUAAUAGGCGGUCCACCAUGUGGUCAGAUAUCACUAAGGCGAAUGCGUGGUUUACGAUUAUCACCAAGCUACAUCAACGUCGGGGUAUUACCAUACGGAUCAAUUCGUAAAUUUUCAGUCAAGCUGAUUAAUUGGGGUCCAGAAACUUCAUACUUCCAAAUCAAGCAGCUUCCUAUUCACAGUGGUGUACGUGCCUUCUACACACCUGGGCCAAUUCCUGCAGGAUUAUAUCGUCAGUUAACGAUAGAAGUAUCAAACCAGACUAAAAACAAGUUGGAAAUUCUUUCAGAUAACCCGAAUAACGGUGAUUGUUACAGUCAUCAAGAUGAACAACACCAGUCGGAAUAUCAUAAUGAAUUCAAGAAAGCCAGUCAACCAUAUAUAAAAUGGAAUGUCGAUGAAAAUCUUCAGGAUGGCUUAAAGGAUCACGAAAACACUAUUUAUAACAAUAAUGCUGAUGAUGAGAAGGAUUUAUGCCUAAAUAACGAAGUUCAUAUAUUUUCAGAACAGUUACAAAUAACAACUGAUACGCACAUAAUGUAUUUGUCAAUAACAGGUCGUCGGAUCAAUCCAACAAAACACUCAGUGAUGAAUGUUAACGAAGAGAUUAUUAAGCCUAAAAUUAUUUCUCCUUUAAUAUCAUGA